AGUCUGCUUUUUUAUUCCAUCCGUUACUCCUGGUUGGAGGCUUGCGUAAAUAUUUAGUUUAUACGUAGUCCUACCUAAGUUUGACGGUGCAACGCUCAAAUAUUUAGUAGUGCGUAAGUUAUUUAGUGCCCAUUGUAAUGUACGUAAAGCUGGUGCAACCGGCCCCUGUUUGACAAGGAAAAAGCUUCAUAACCACAAUACAUUAACUACACUUAUAUGACUAGAAAUUUCAGUCAACCUUUGACUGUUAUAUUCGAACAUAAAAUUAAGCGUUCAUAUUCGCAUUGAAAUGAGAUAUGAUUCCGCACCAUCAGGGUCACCGCAUUUAAAAACGCACUAAAUAAGGUGUCAAAGACGAAGAGCGACUGAAGGACACAAGGAAGUGUGACCUAAACUCGCGUGAAGGCAUACAGUGGAAAGGGACUUUUACUGCUGCAUGUUUAUAGGUUUAUAAGUGAUAUAGCUGAAGAAAAAGGUGGGGGAUGAGAUUCCAUUUGAAAAAAGCCAUCCAGUUAGCAGCUGUUCUUUUCAUUUUGGCCAGUAUCUACAUCUACAUGCGGAGAACACAAACAGGAAAGCUUAGAGAACCACGACUUUCCACGGUGCCAUCUUGGAACUCAUAUAAGUCUGGAAAAAGCGUCUCCUCCCUCGUUCUCUCAGGCCGGGGAGUCCCCGGCAUGACGUACCCCCCCCCUUUCCCUGGGGGGAGGCAUGCCCUUCCGGUCCCGUCUGCCGGCAGGUCAUCCCCGUCUUCCUGGAACUGGGUGGGGACAAGGGGAGGGAAACAACAACAACAAAAAAACACGGUCUGGGAUGCUGAGACUUGGUCUGAAGAUUUCAAGGGCAAUUACCUGCAAUUCAAUGUUUCCAUUAUAGUGCUGGCAGGAGUCCCUCAGCAGACCAAGAAGUUCCUUACAGUGGGACUUUCUUCUGUGAAGAGGGAAAAGGGCAAUUACCUUCAGAACACUCUUCAAUCAAUCUUCUCUCAAUCCUCGGAGGAGGAGCUGGCUGAAAUGGUUGUAGUGGUCCUUCUCGCUGACUUUGACAUGUACUGGAUCAAGCAGACCCUACUGAUAAUUAAUAAUGAAUUCUUCUCCCAGCUGUCCAAGGGUCAAUUGCUGGUUAUCCAUGCCAUCCAAGAGUACUAUCCCCCCCUAACUAGUUUGAAGAGGAACUUCAACGACGCUCCAGACCGCGUAACCUUCCGUUCGAAGCAGAAUGUGGACUAUGCCUUCUUGCUCCAUUUCAGCAGUAACCUCUCCCAAUAUUACAUCAUGUUGGAAGACGACGUGAGCUGCUCAAAGAACUUCCUCUCCAGAUUACGCAAACACAUACGUUCGAUUUCAACCACAAAGUGGGUCACACUAGAGUUCUCCAAACUGGGCUACAUUGGAAAACUUUAUCAAUCCCGGGACCUACCCACUCUGUCCCGUUUCCUUUAUAAUUUCUACCAAGAAAUGCCGUGCGACUUCUUGUUGUCGCAUUUCCGCACCUUGAUGAUGCAGGAUAAAGUCAUUCGUUUACGCCCAUCUUUGUUUCAGCAUAUGGGCACUUACUCAUCUUUUAAGGGGACGUACAAUAACCUAAAGGACGAGGACUUUGUAGAAGAAGGUUCUGAUAAUCCUCCAGCAGACAUUAGUACAAACAUUGAGUUUUUUACGACCUACACACCCGACAAGGCUUAUAGCCAAGGCUCAGACUAUUUCUGGGGCAAGUCCCCCAUUGGCACGGGUAACUUCUUCUUAGUUGCCUUUCACGAACCAGUUCUCAUCUACCGUGUCCGAAUAAAAACAGGAAUGGAUGGAAAAGAUGAGCUUGCCUCUGCUAUUGUGGAACUUGGAAAAACUCUGGUGAAGACAGAGUCCAUGGUGGAGUGCUCAGAGUUUCACACAUUGGGUUCUCUUGAAAAAGGACAGUUUGAUCUGGCCACUGUCCAGAAACUAGUGAACACAACUGUGUCUUGUGUACGAAUACGAGUCACAGCCGACCAAUCAGACUGGGCUAUCAUACACUUCAUCCAGAUCUGGACUGUUAACGAUGACAAAACAACUUGAAAAACCUGUGAUUUUGUACCACAACAUUAACUAGUUUGUCAAGACAAACUUUAAUAUUGGCUUGACAAAAAGGUUUAACAGACCUUACAGUAAGACAGACAGAUAUACAGAUAGACAGAUAGAUAGAAACAGAUUAAAGGCCGUAUGUGUGUUUGUUUUCAUUUAAAAAAAAAAUGUACUGUUUGAAUUAAUGAGCAUUUUGUUGGCCCGUCUGAGCAUUCCAUCAAUGCAAGUCUAUGGGAUUUGGGGGAAUUUUGAUCACCUGUUCGGGAAAACCGUAAGUCUGACCAUUUAGGAAAGACAUAGAAUACUAAGUCAGAACAAUCUAAAGGCCUGUGCCAAGUUUGGUGGAUGUAGCUUGAAAGCUGUAAGAGUUACUCUUGUUAAGUUUUGUCUUUGUUUAGGGAUUUUGUAAAAACACCAAAUCAAGCCAACAUAAUGAAUGCCUUAAAGGAAUAGUUCACCAAUAAAAUACAAUCCUGUCAUCAUUUACUCAGCCUCAUGCUGUUUUAAUCCUGUAUGAUUUUCUUUCUCCCAUUUAGACUUGGAAGGAAAUGUUUAAUGUUACUUGAAUUAUUUUUUUAUUUUAGUGCAUUUCUUGUGGAAGUCUUUGU
Myxocyprinus asiaticus (Chinese sucker) is the source of this 2668-nucleotide messenger RNA. Its product is annotated as alpha-1,3-mannosyl-glycoprotein 4-beta-N-acetylglucosaminyltransferase C-like. The record is from RefSeq and is a predicted model, not a curated record. Bases 483 to 2054 code for a protein of 523 amino acids. The transcript has 5 exons. Gene Ontology annotation, molecular function: acetylglucosaminyltransferase activity. Gene Ontology annotation, biological process: protein N-linked glycosylation. NCBI's taxonomy places the organism in Eukaryota, Metazoa, Chordata, Actinopteri, Cypriniformes, Catostomidae.